GAGGAUCUCCGCUGAGGCGUACAGCUCCAGCUCCUCAGGAGAGGCGUUAAAGCUGACUACCUGCAGAGGACUGAGAAACAAACCAUUAGAGCCCAUAGUUACAUAGAAAAAUGAUUGUAGAGGGUGAGAUGCAUUCCAAUGCAUCAGAGACGAACAUCCUUCCAGACAUGGACCCUACAUGGGCCACAACCAUCCUCGUGGUUCCCUGUGUGGUGGUGCUAACAGCUGGAUUUUUUUACCUUUAUGGAGCAAUUAUCAAUUUGCUGUCUAAAACAUCAGUGCGGAAUAAGGUGGUGGUUAUAACGGAUGCUUUAUCUGGGCUUGGAAGAGAAUGUGCAGCCGUCUUCCACAAGGGAGGAGCCAGGCUGAUCCUCUGUGGGAAAAGCUGGGAGAAGCUUGAAGAUCUUGCAGAUGAACUGGCGAAUGCUUCGGAUCCUUCAGCUACGUUCCCGCCAAAAAUUGUGCUGCUUGAUUUUGGGGACAUGGACAGCAUGGCGGAGGCCAUCGCUGAGAUACUGGAGUGCUACGGCUGCUUGGACGUGCUCAUCUUUAACAGCAGCAUGAAGGUCAAAGCUCCAGCACAGAGUCUGUCUCUGGAGAUGGAUAAGCUUCUAAUGGACAACAACUACUUUGGUCCCAUCACUUUGGCCAAAGGUGUUCUGCCCUCCAUGAUCUCCAGGAGAAGUGGUCAUCUGCUGCUGGUUAACAGCAUCCAGGGGAAAAUUGCUGUGCCUUUCCGCACUGCAUAUGCAGCUUCCAAACAUGCAGUUCAGGCUUUCUUUGACUGCCUGAGAUCUGAGGUGGAAGAGUUCGGCAUCUCCGUCAGCACCAUAAAUCACACCUUCAUCAGCUGCUCUGCGUCCCAAACAACGGAGGCGGCAACCUCAAAGUCCCUGCUUUGGUCCCUGUUGUUCACCCGGAAGCCACGCGGUGUUUCUCCAGACGAGGCCACCACCGAGAUUGUAAGGACCUUAAACAACAAGAGGAAAGAAGUUCUAAUUGCUCCCUCGCUUCCAAAGAUGGCCAUCUACGCCAGGUCCUUUUUCCCUAACAUGUUUUUCGCUGUAAUGGCCGCAGGAGUGAAAAACUCUGCUGCCUCUGAGAACAUGUAAAGAUCCCUCUAUGAUGUCAUGGCAGUUAUCACAGAAUGUUUUAUGACCACAGUUCACAUUAAACUAUUAAUCUCAAAAUAAAAUUAUUGAAGCAAAUCCAAAGAACCUCUUGUCCAAAAAGCCCAGAAUACUUCUGUGAUCCUAUCUCUUUUUCAGACACUGUUUUGUUUUUGAUUUUGUUUGAUUAUUUUCACUUUUUAGGGAUUAAUUUCUUCAUUUUUGAUUUAAUUUUUGGUUUAAUAAUAUUACAAAUAUAAAAGCUUAGUUUAUUAAAACUUGACUGUAUUGUUUUGUGUUUCAAAUAAAAAAAGUUAACUCUACGAUACAUUGGAAUUACAUUAAAAACGCACAAUUAAGAAGCAUAUAUAGAAACAAGGAUUCCCGUCAUGUUUUAUUUUUUUAUUUCUAGUUUUAGUAUUUUUAUUUGACUCAAUACAAAUAUGAUUUAUUUGUGCUGUAAAGAGUAAAUAAAGGGAACGAAAUGAGUUUUAUU
Molecule: messenger RNA, 1605 nt
Organism: Cyprinodon variegatus (sheepshead minnow)
Lineage: Eukaryota; Metazoa; Chordata; Actinopteri; Cyprinodontiformes; Cyprinodontidae
Product: dehydrogenase/reductase SDR family member 7C-B-like
Exons: 8
Coding region: 111-1112 (333 amino acids)
Biological process (GO): regulation of release of sequestered calcium ion into cytosol by sarcoplasmic reticulum
Cellular component (GO): sarcoplasmic reticulum membrane
Molecular function (GO): all-trans-retinol dehydrogenase (NAD+) activity
Source: RefSeq, a predicted model, not a curated record